AUCUUCCGUUUUUUGUUCUUCAAUCGUCACGUUGGUGUGCUGUACUCUUGCCUGAGUAUCUCGGCAGACGGCAGAUGCGAAGAGCGUGCAAUCUACGUGGUUUCCCGACAUGAGUCAAUCGAUCAUGCCGAACUGAUCGUGCUGGAGAAGGUUGCUAAAGCGGUCUGUGUGGACCCUCAUGUACUCUAUCACACCGCCACUUUCGAUGAAUGUGUCUACGAUCAUGCUCAUCUGCGUCCACCUCUGUGUAGCACUGUUGACGUCGAAUCGUCAGUAGCCGAAUGGGAACAUCUGAAUGCUGAUCAGAUUAUGGUUCAUGGGCUAGGCAUUCAUGUACGUACUGAUGAGAACAAUCUUUGCAUG
This is a messenger RNA of Ostertagia ostertagi, 363 nucleotides long. NCBI's taxonomy places the organism in Eukaryota, Metazoa, Nematoda, Chromadorea, Rhabditida, Trichostrongylidae. The record is from the annotation of a GenBank genome assembly.